AUGGCGGAAACAAAACAAAAUCGACAUUUUAAUUCAAUUAAAAUUGGGGAAUUAUUAUCGAUUUCCACAAGACCAGAACUAGGUCCGACAGAUAUAUUAUAUGAAUAUCAACAAUAUCUUGAGGGAUAUUUUACUAAAACAUUAUCAGUGAGAAAAGAAAAACCUAAAUAUAUUGUAUGUGAUGAAAGGUCAAAAUUGUUGUUAGAGUUGACUGUUGGUACUGAGUUACAAAAUCCAAAGUAUUCAAUAGAAGAUAUAUUAUUACCAUCAGAAGUAAAUAAUUAUAGAAGAGAUGUCACAAACUUUAUUUUUUUAGCAAGUGAUAUUGAAGGAUAUAAACAAAUAGCAGAAGCAAUGAAAAAGAUUCGAUCUAAUAAUCAAAGUGAACUUAAUGAUGAUAGUUUAAUUGAGAAUUUUACAAUAUUACGUCCAUUUGGUACUGAGAUGUGGGAUAUAGAAAUGAUUAAUUUUUGUGAUAUGACACGAUGUAAAAUAGAAAGAUUACCUAUUAUUCUUCCACUUAUUCAAGAAGAUGUUUUAUCAAUGCAAAUUGAUGAUGCAUUUGUUAGAAUUUAUUCAAAUUUUGAUUUAGGAAUUUUACAAUUAUGUGCUGAAGGAAUAAAUGAUCUUCAAAAAGUUAUUGGUAGAUUUCCAAGAAUUCAUUCAUUAGGAAAAUUAUCAAGAAAACUUAAUAUAAUGAUAUCAAAUCCUAUAGGUGAAACAGGAGUAUCAACAAGAUUUAGUGAUGU
This is a messenger RNA of Entamoeba dispar SAW760, 749 nucleotides long. RefSeq lists its product as uncharacterized. The record is from RefSeq and is a predicted model, not a curated record. The transcript has a single exon. The annotation marks the transcript as partial. NCBI's taxonomy places the organism in Eukaryota, Evosea, Mastigamoebida, Endamoebidae.